UGCAAGUUUUAUCUAUUUUUACAUGUUUAAUGUGCUGGAAUAAUGAUAAAUAUGGCUUCUUGGUAAUUGAUAAAGACAGUGAUCUCAAUAAUGGGCGAUAUAAAAGAGGAUUUAAUUGCUUUAUGAGUAUAAAUUUAUGGUGAAUACAUUAAAUUGUACAUCAUAUAUGUGAUUGUCAAAGUGUCAACAUGAAAACCACGAAGCUGCAACAAGAAAAAAAAAUAUUGCAUCAAAGAGCGAAAGCUAGUGAUGCAAUACGCCAAAAGCAUAAGUUGAUUGGAAGAGAUAUGACUCAACAAAUCAUGAGUGAAAUAUUUAAACCUAUGGUGACUCCUCUUAAACAAUUAGCUGAUAAAAAACUUAUUGAAGAGGAACCUCAAGAAAUAAAAAUAAAAAAAGAAGAACCUAAAGAAGAAGUUGAAAGCAAACAAGAAAGCCUUACACCUGAUUAUGAAAUAACUGAUGAUGAUUCUUAUACAACAGCAACAAUUACCCAUCAAAGUACUCCUAUUAAAGACAUACCUGUAGUAACGUAUUUGAAGAUGUUCGAUUCUAAGCUCUUGUCCAAAGAAUUAGAUACAAAGUAUGGCAUACGAAAGUUAAAAGGUAAUCGACUGAUGAUGGAUGAUUCUGAAGUCAGGUUCGACAAUAAUUUUAUUUAUAUUGGUGAUAAAAAAUACAAUACUACUUCUGGUCUAUUGGAAUUAUUAUUUAUGAAUUCACUUGAUCAAUCAAAAAUAACAAAAGAAGAUAAAAACACUUACGACGGAAUUAUCAGUAUGACAAACGCCUAUCGAAAGCAUUAUCUUCCUGACAGAAGUAUCAGAGUAGAUAAGAAUUUAAAAAAAUUUACCGACAUCAUCAGUAAAUAUAUACCAAAAAGUGGGGAGAGUUUACCACAAUAUAUGAUUAAACAUAAACAAAAUUAUCCUACCGAUUAUAUUUAUUGGGAUGAUCCUAAUGAACUUGUAGGUCGACUUCGUUUACUUAUUGCAUCUCAAACUGCUGGAAAUUUCAGUCAUACUAACGAAAUUUUAUCAAUUUUAGAGAAAUUGCGUAAAGCUAAAAUCAUUCAUUAAUCUGAUGUAUUCCACACAGCUACUCAUUCUUUGAAAAACUUUUGAAGUGAGAGGUUUAAAAAUGAGUGUUGGCGUUUUCGGACGACAGUAAGCGAAAGAUGUUGUGAAAAGUGCUGUUCGUGGGCCUCCUGGUGAAGGAUUCGAAUUAACUGUGGAUCAAUAGUUUGACAUGGAUCAUAAGAGAUUCUGUAAUCUCGCUGAACCAGUAGAUUUGAAUAAUGCAACAUCAUUAGGAGUAAUUGAAAAAAAGAUUACGAUGUUAAAAAAAUUUUUUGAAAUGGAAUUACGUCUGUUACGCGAAACUGUAGCAAAUUUAAGAAGAAUUGUUGGAGAAAAUAGAGAAAAAAUCAAAAUAAUUAAUGUUCAAGUAGAGCAACAUAUUGAAUCAUCACAAGAACAUCGUAAACGUCUGAAAGAAGAAUUGAAUGAAACAAUUGAACUGUAUGAGUCAGAUCGAUUACGUUUACUGAAAAAAGCAAAUCGUAAACAAGCUGAAAAUAUUAAACAAUUGAAAGAAAAUAUUCGGAAAUAUCUUGAUCAGCAGCAUCAUGAACAUGGAGAAAAAAAUAAUAACUGAAGAGCUGCAUAGACCGGUUAGAAGAAAUUAUCAACGACGACAUGUUGAUAUAUGUGGACUUGAUAAAACUUGGCGAGCUUAUCUAGUUGACAUGACAGCAUAUAAAUCUUAUAAUAAAGGUCAUCAGUAUUUAUCGACUGUUAUUGAUAUUUUUUCAAAAUACGCUUGGGCUGUGCCCACAAAAUCUAAAAAUGGUGAAGAUGUAGCCCAUGUAAUGAAAUCGAUUCUAUUACAAAAAAGGGUGCCAAAAUUUUUUCAUGUUUAUAGAGGAAAAGAAUUUUACAAUAGAGAAUUUGAAGCACUAAUGAAACGAUAAAAUAUCAAAAUGUACUCUACAUUCAGUAAUCUUGAGGCAUUUGUGUGUGAACGAUUUAUUCGCACGUUAGAAAGUCAAAUGUGGAAACAAUUUACGUGGCGAGGUGAUUACAAAUGGAUAGACAUCUAACCAAAAUUGAUAACAUCAUAUAACAAUAGCAAACAUAGAACCAUCAACAUAAAACCGAUUGAUGUUAUUUCAGCUAAUGAGAAACAAUUACGUCAUACUAUCUACAAUAAUAAACUUGAAGCUCAAUAAAAAAUGGAAAAGACUAAAUAAUACAAGCUUAUCGACUAUCAAGACCAACCGAUUAAAGCAGGUUUUUAUCAAGAAGAAUUGACUAAAGUUCAAUAUCCUGAUAUUUAUUCAUUUGGUGGAAAAAGUUCUGAAAAAGCGUAGUAAUCAAGCUUUUGUCAAGUGGUUAGGAUUUGAUAAAACGCACAAUAGCUGGAUUAACAUAGAAGAUUUAUAAUGUCUCUAACUAAUGAGUUGGAAACAAUGACUGCCAAAAUGUUUUUGGCUGAAGAGAUAGAAGCAAUGACUGACAAAAUGUGUAGUGAUGCUCAAAAAUUACCACGUUAUACAAAAGAUAAAACUGCUAAUUUCAAAUGGAUACCUUUAACUCAUGAAGAACAACAAAAAAUUAAAAAGAAAAAAGAAACAAUUAAACAUCUUGAUAAAAUUAAUAAACGAACUUUGGAAGAAAUUAAAGAUGAAAAAAAAAAGACCAUUAAGGUUGACAAUGAUUUUAUCAUAUUAUUUGUAGAAGAUGAAUUCAAUAUGAACCAAUAUUACAUUUCAUCAUCAGCUAUCAGUUCAAAAGAAUUCUUAGCUCCACCAUGG
Molecule: messenger RNA, 2815 nt
Organism: Chelonus insularis
Lineage: Eukaryota; Metazoa; Arthropoda; Insecta; Hymenoptera; Braconidae
Exons: 2
Coding region: 189-1079 (296 amino acids)
Source: RefSeq, a predicted model, not a curated record